Pantherophis guttatus is the source of this 1381-nucleotide messenger RNA. RefSeq names its product M-phase specific PLK1 interacting protein (gene MPLKIP). The record is from RefSeq and is a predicted model, not a curated record. Gene Ontology annotation, cellular component: nucleus; midbody; centrosome. NCBI's taxonomy places the organism in Eukaryota, Metazoa, Chordata, Lepidosauria, Squamata, Colubridae.
GCCUCUCCUUUUUUUUUUUUUAACGCCGUUGAAGAUCUAUCCGUUUUAGGUACCAUUAGGAUGGAAUAAUCUGCAAGCCUGAGCAAAAAUGCUGCUUUUUUUUCUUGAGGCAAAUGCAAGCAUAAAAGGGAGCUUAGAAGGAAACAAGAAAUAUAGAAAAAUAACGUUGCAGUUUUGCCGCCCCCUUUUAGUCCCCUUUCAGAUUGAUCGAUCAGCAAAACAUGAAAGAGGGAUCUUACUACAGUUUAGCCUCGCAGCCCAAGCACGUACAACUCGGAAGCUACUCCCUCCAAAAUCAGCCAGCUUCGUUCCAAAGUCGGAAGACGUCAAGCCGGCAGCGCGAAACGGAAGACGCUCGACGGAGCAGUUUCGAAGGAGGGCUGCAAUCGAAUCGACCCGGAACUCCUCCUCCUCCUCCUCCGGAGUUUACAAGGCGAAGGAAAUCGGCGGUUGCUGUAGGGGCAUUCACGAGAUCGCCAUGUAUCGGCAGGGCUUCCGGCCUCCCACUCCGCCGUCUUCGAGUGGCUCCGGGUUUUUGAGCCCUGCCUCUGGAGGAGCCUCUCCACAAGGCUAUCGAAGCCCUCGCCACAUGUCGCCUUACGGAUCCCGCUCGCGGCCGUACGACAUUUCUCCUCGCUCUCCCCGCUUCCAAACGUGCGGGGACGGUGGAGGCUGGUUUGGAGGCUCGGCAGGGGCGCACACACCAUGUAGGCCCCACAGCGCCAGUCCCAGCCACUUGGCUCCCUACAGUGGUGGCAAGUCCCCCGGAGGAGCAUUUUACCAGCAGCAGCCCUUCAAGCAGCCGCCUUCGGGGGGCUACCAGAGAUACAACCAGGGAUCACCCCGAAUAUCGACUCCAUUUGGUACACCACAUGGGAAAGAGAAAACACUGUCAAAUGAUGAUAUGGAGAAUUAUUAUAAACCUUCAAUGCUUGAAGACCCAUGGGCAGGCCUAGAACCAGUGUCUGUUACUGAUGUUAACCAACUAUUCAGCCUUGAACAAGCAACACACUGUGGUAGAAAAGGGAGAUAUUUCAGCUAAAGAACUUGCAAGUUAAAUAUGUUUGUGAGAUACUGAUAUGUUUGUGAGAAACUGAAAUAGAAUUGCCUUUCUUAAGAUGAUCGUUAAGCAAUGAUCAUACAUUUUAAUUUCCAUACUUUUGUUCUGCUAUUUUGACAAGACUUUAUACUGAAAGAAAGAAGAUACUUUUACACUUCUGGAUAUACAGAACAGAAAUACUAAGAAUACAUUCUUAGCCAUUCUUUAAUUAGUUUGACAUUUUCAAGGGUCUUCCUGAGCAAAUUGUUUAAGAUUGUAAGCUUCUUGAGAAAAUGUCAAAAGAAGAAUUUUAAAAUAAAAUAUAUUAAUUUGUAUUACAAA